UAUCAAAGUUUCAUUAACAAGUAACAAUGUGCGUUGUCCAACACUGCUUCAAUCAGCUGAUAGAGUAACAGUGUAAAUGUCCAAUUCCUCCAAGUGCCGUGUGUGCAUUUGCUCACUCGAUGCAUCUACUGUUUGCUAUGAUAUGCGUAAGUUGCCUAAAUUGGCGCACAAGUUUAUCACAUGCACUGAUUUAUCCGUGUCCGAUGAGACGCGGUUGCCCAGCGAGCUAUGCCGGGCAUGCCAUGACCAACUGGAACGUUUGUAUGCAUUUCGGGCUAAGUGCAUAGCAGCCGAUACAAAAUGGCGUAUGGAAAUAUUAGCAUUUUCUGUAGAUGAUGAACAGCAUGUCCAGACUGCUGAGGGAACUAAUCUUGAUCAGAAACCUAGUGAGUCCAGAGUUGAACCAGAGAAAAACCAGGUUCUUGAACUCCUGCAAACAGGUGAAACAGAAACUAAAAUGGAGGAAAGAAAAAUUGAACCAGUUCAACAGCAAAUAGAAAUCAGAUCAGAACAAAUUCCCGGACAGAGCUCCUCGGCUAAACAGCCUAAAUCGAUAUACAAAUGCGACAUCUGCGCUACACAGUUCUUAGAGGAGCAUCGCCUGCAAGCCCACAAACGUCAACAUGGACUUAUGCCCUACCCCUGCCCAGAACCGGGCUGCGAUCGUGGUUACAGUCACAAGAAUACACUGAGCGUUCACAUGCGUAAGUGCCACAAGUUGGGCAAGGAGCACAAGUCGCACGUUUGCGAGUACUGUGGCAAGACUUUCGACACACUGUGGCGGCUUAAGAAUCAUCGUUUCACCCACAAGGACAAAUCGGAGUUACCUUAUGUAUGCGAAGAGGCGGACUGUAGCCAACGUUUUUCCAGUAAGCAGUUACUCAAGGUGCAUAUGAUGCGCCAUGCCGGCAUUAAGAACUAUAGCUGCACCUACUGUGGCGUACAGAAGACAACGCGGACUGAGCUGAAGAUUCACCUGAACUAUCAUACGCUCGAGCGCACCUAUUGCUGUCGCAUAUGCUCGAAGGUGUGCAACAGCUCCAGCAAUCUCAACCUCCACAUGCGCAGCGUACACGAGCGAGAUCGUGCUCGCUGCUUCGCCUGCAGUUACUGCGAUCGCACGUUCACGCAGCCCUUUCUAUGCAAGCAACACGAACUGAUCCACACAGGCGAGAAACCACACGAGUGCCCGGAAUGCGGGAGACAUUUCAGACAAAAGGGAGCUCUACGCACUCACCGAAAAAUACAUGAGCGAGAGAGCAUCGAAUCGAACGAGAACCCUGAAACCUGCCGGAAUGAAGCAAGUACUGGGGAAUAAGUAUUAAAGAUGUGCCAGAAAAUGUGGAACAUAAAUAUAAGUAAACUAAACUAUCGUAAGGUGCAUUUAAAUCAUAAUUUAUUAAACAAUACAAAUAAAAAUAAAACAAAACAUGUCACGACUUAUAGUGAGAGCAACUAUUACAGUCAGCGUCUCGCUCAUC
Drosophila hydei is the source of this 1481-nucleotide messenger RNA. RefSeq names its product zinc finger protein 93-like. Gene Ontology annotation, cellular component: nucleus. Gene Ontology annotation, molecular function: zinc ion binding; DNA-binding transcription factor activity, RNA polymerase II-specific; RNA polymerase II cis-regulatory region sequence-specific DNA binding. NCBI's taxonomy places the organism in Eukaryota, Metazoa, Arthropoda, Insecta, Diptera, Drosophilidae. The transcript is spliced from 3 exons. Gene Ontology annotation, biological process: central nervous system development; regulation of transcription by RNA polymerase II. The record is from RefSeq and is a predicted model, not a curated record. The coding region runs from base 77 to 1318 and encodes 413 amino acids.